AUAACGCCAUUUUUGAUUUGAAGAAAAUCACGAACGAGAGCUAUUUUAUUUGUUAUCGACAUUUUCUAAUUAUAACGGUCGCAAUUCUUUGAUCGGUAUUUUCCAACAGUACUUUAUCUUAUCAUCUGUAUUUUAAAAGGAACGUGACCUUAUUAUCGAAAGACUUAAGUUUUCAAAGAUGAGUGAUUCAGCUGAUCAAAACGAGCCACCGAAGGAUCCGAAGGAAGUGGAAAAACUGGAGGAAGCUAAGCUAAAAGCUAAGUUUCCUAAUGCUAUAUUGGGUAAAGGGUCUGGAGGACAUUCUGCUUUUCUUCAAAAGAGAUUAGCUAAAGGGCAAAAGUUUUUUGAUUCCGGAGAUUACCAAAUGGCGAAACAAAGGCCGAGUAAUCUAGCAGGUCCAUUCAAAGCACCAGCUGUGCCAGCCAAGUUGCCAACGGGAGAUGCCAUCCCAACGCCCGACACCGUCCCACUAAGGAAGACAUCUAUCAUACAGCCGAAGUUCCAGGCGCCGAGUCAGACCUCCUAGCCUCACAGGACAGAGGCAGCCAGCCCUUAAUUUUAAUUUCAACUUUUUAUUUUGCUAUUUCAUGUCACUAUGCAAUUGCUUUUAAUCUGUAUAAGUUUGAACCCUUUGUGGGUAUGUAGACAUCUCAAUAUUUUCGCAAACUUGAUGUCUUCAUUGUGAUUUGAAAAAUAGUAUGUAUGUUAAAAAGCUAAAACUUUUAUAAGAACAACUGUUAUAUUUAUGUAUACAAUUUAGAUAGUAAUAUUAGUAGAGUUGAGAAUGUAUGUAUUUUUGUGUUGAAAUUUAUGCUGGUAGUAUAUAAUGUUCCAGUCACUUCAUACAUACUCAUACUUUGAAGUAACUAAAGAAACAAUUUAUUUUUAAUACUGUUUAGUGGAUACAUGGUUUUUAACUAAUUUAAAAAUAUUAGUUCUCAAUUAUUAUUUUUUUGUAACUCACUCCUAGUUUUUUUUUUUUCAAUUUGAAGGAAAAUGUAUGUCAGUUUGCAUGAAACAGAAAAGUUAACUAAAAGAUAUAAAAUCAUAUUUUAAGAUGUUUCAGGUCAAUGUUUCAAAACUCAAAUUAGCACAUUUUCAUAUUGCUAUUUUUUUAAACUCUGCAUAUUUUGUGCCAUCAUGAUAUUUGAACUUUAAAAUUAUGUCAAAUCUCGUCAUGUCCUUGUCCUUUUUCAUUAUGUAUUAAUUUUUAUAUUUCAUUGUCUUUCACGUGCUUCACAUAUAAGACGCAAUUGUAAAUUCGGUAAAUCAUUAUUUUUGUAAUUCUCCGCUUUUGUUAACCUUGUACUAUGUAAAUAAAGCCAUACUUAUUGAAUAUAAAGUGAUGUAAAUGUAAGCAAAUGGUGUAGGUUGUGCUCUUUUGUAACAUUUGUGGGUACUUAGUAAAAUGAAAAAUCCAAUUAAUAAUUAAACAGUUUAUUAUUGUAAUUUAACACAGACUAAUUAAAAUAACGAAUCGUUACAAUACAUAACACUUAAACAAUUACAUUGUUAAUCUGUUUUUGCGAUUAAUUUGUGAUAUGAUUUUUACUGCUUUACUCGUGGCAUAGAAACCGCAAUGUGUUACGCACGGGAGUGAUGCAAAGGGAAUGUUGAGAGUUAGUUGUAAUUAAUAAUAAAUUCUUAUAAGAAA
Papilio polytes (common Mormon) is the source of this 1654-nucleotide messenger RNA. RefSeq names its product alpha-endosulfine (gene endos). NCBI's taxonomy places the organism in Eukaryota, Metazoa, Arthropoda, Insecta, Lepidoptera, Papilionidae. The transcript has 4 exons. Gene Ontology annotation, molecular function: protein phosphatase inhibitor activity. Gene Ontology annotation, cellular component: cytoplasm. The record is from RefSeq and is a predicted model, not a curated record. Bases 179 to 526 code for a protein of 115 amino acids.